Molecule: messenger RNA, 312 nt
Organism: Cetraspora pellucida
Lineage: Eukaryota; Fungi; Glomeromycota; Glomeromycetes; Diversisporales; Gigasporaceae
Source: the annotation of a GenBank genome assembly
AUGCUUACAACAGACAAUGCCAAAUUUCAUAUUCGGCUAAUUCCUUCUUGUUGGUACUAUGAUAAUGCUGACAUGUCUAAAGAACCUUUUUUAAAAGCAGAUAAAUUUUAUGAGAAAAUAUUAACAGAAAAAACUGUUUUUCCUAUUUCUUAUUUAUAUGCAUUUAAUCAGAAUAACCAAGAUUUUUUUAAAAAGAGUCUUACUAUACUUCAACAAAAAAAGAUUUAUAGAGAGCUACAUAAAUUUACAAAAAGUGUUGAUAAAUCAUCUGAAAGCUCAUCAGGAGAUGAAAUCAAUAAAAAGAAAAAAUGA